Peromyscus eremicus (cactus mouse) is the source of this 3486-nucleotide messenger RNA. RefSeq names its product RAS guanyl releasing protein 1 (gene Rasgrp1). Bases 1 to 2754 code for a protein of 917 amino acids. The record is from RefSeq and is a predicted model, not a curated record. The transcript is spliced from 17 exons. Gene Ontology annotation, molecular function: calcium ion binding; guanyl-nucleotide exchange factor activity. Gene Ontology annotation, biological process: positive regulation of GTPase activity; Ras protein signal transduction. Gene Ontology annotation, cellular component: plasma membrane. Lineage: Eukaryota; Metazoa; Chordata; Mammalia; Rodentia; Cricetidae.
AUGGAUGAGGGGGCGAAGGAAGCGAAGGCUGCGCAGGUCCUCAUCAGGGCGCUACCGAGUAAUGGGGGCAGGAUUCGAAGAAGAGCUGAGGGCGCCCCACGUUUCCUCCAGCCUGAUGAUAACAUCAGCGCCUGUCAGGUGGUUGGUGCGAGGGAGUGUGCGCGCGCGCGCGGGAGCGAGCGCAGGGAGCGCGCUCGCACAAACUUUGUGCCUGCGGGUGCGCCUGGGUCGGCUCGCCUGGCUCCGAGAGUGGCCGGCGCCGGGCUGCGAGGGCCGGCGGCGGCCGAAGGAUGCGCCGCGCCCCGCCGAGCCGGUCCCGCCGCUCCAGGUGAGACGGCUCCAGGAGCGCAGCGCGCCGCGGCCAUGGGCACCCUGGGCAAGGCGAGAGAGGCUCCGCGGAAACCUCCCCAUGGCUCUAGAGCUGGCCCUAAAGCAAGACUAGAGGCCAAAUCAGUCAACGGCCCUCUCCCUGCCCAGCCUAGCUUGGCCCAGAUCACCCAGUUCCGAAUGAUGGUGUCCCUGGGACAUUUGUCCAAAGGAGCCAGCCUGGAUGAUCUGAUCGACAGCUGCAUUCAAUCUUUUGAUGCAGAUGGAAACCUGUGUCGAAGUAAUCAACUGUUACAAGUCGUGCUCACCAUGCACCGAAUCAUCAUCUCCUCGGCCGAGCUGCUGCAAAAACUCAUGAGCCUAUAUAAGGAUGCCUUGGAGAAGAAUUCUCCGGGAAUUUGCCUGAAGAUCUGCUAUUUUGUCAGGUAUUGGAUAACAGAAUUCUGGAUCAUGUUCAAAAUGGAUGCCAGCUUGACCAGCACUAUGGAAGAGUUUCAGGACCUGGUGAAAGCCAAUGGUGAGGAGUCCCACUGCCGCCUCAUUGACACGACACAAAUUAAUUCUCGAGACUGGUCCAGGAAACUGACUCAAAGGAUAAAGUCAAACACCAGCAAGAAGCGGAAAGUCUCCCUGCUGUUUGACCAUCUGGAACCUGAAGAACUGUCUGAACACCUCACCUACCUUGAGUUCAAGUCCUUCCGAAGGAUAUCUUUCUCUGAUUAUCAAAAUUACCUUGUAAAUAGCUGCGUGAAGGAGAACCCCACCAUGGAGCGGUCCAUUGCCCUGUGCAAUGGCAUCUCCCAGUGGGUACAACUGAUGGUUCUCAGCCGUCCCACCCCGCAGCUCCGGGCAGAGGUCUUCAUCAAGUUCAUCCACGUGGCUCAGAAGCUCCACCAGCUACAGAACUUCAACACGCUGAUGGCUGUGAUAGGGGGACUGUGCCACAGCUCCAUCUCCAGGCUCAAGGAGACAAGCUCACAUGUCCCACAUGAGAUCAAUAAGGUUCUGGGUGAGAUGACUGAACUGCUGUCUUCAUGCAGAAACUAUGACAACUACAGACGAGCCUACGGGGAGUGUACCCACUUCAAAAUCCCCAUCCUGGGGGUGCACCUCAAGGACCUCAUUUCUCUAUAUGAAGCCAUGCCCGACUAUCUGGAGGAUGGGAAGGUGAACGUCCAAAAGCUCCUGGCCCUUUACAAUCAUAUCAAUGAAUUGGUCCAGCUGCAAGAGGUGGCCCCACCAUUGGAUGCCAACAAGGACUUGGUGCACCUGCUAACGUUAUCCCUGGAUCUCUACUACACCGAAGAUGAAAUCUAUGAGCUUUCCUAUGCCCGCGAACCAAGGAACCACAGAGCCCCGCCACUAACACCUUCGAAGCCACCGGUUGUAGUGGACUGGGCCUCUGGAGUGUCUCCCAAACCUGACCCGAAGACCAUCAGCAAACAUGUCCAGAGGAUGGUGGAUUCUGUCUUCAAGAACUAUGAUCUCGACCAGGAUGGCUACAUCUCUCAGGAGGAGUUUGAAAAGAUUGCUGCUAGCUUUCCAUUUUCCUUCUGUGUGAUGGACAAAGACAGGGAAGGCCUCAUCAGCAGGGACGAGAUCACAGCCUACUUCAUGAGGGCCAGCUCCAUCUACUCCAAGCUGGGCCUGGGUUUUCCUCACAACUUUCAGGAGACCACCUACCUGAAGCCCACCUUCUGUGACAAUUGUGCUGGCUUCCUCUGGGGAGUGAUCAAGCAAGGAUAUCGCUGUAAAGACUGCGGGAUGAACUGCCACAAACAGUGCAAAGAUCUGGUAGUGUUCGAGUGCAAGAAGCGAGUCAAGAGUCCAGCAGUGUCCAUGGAGAACAUCAGCUCUGUGGUGCCAAUGUCCAACCUUUGCCCACUGGGAACCAAAGAUCUGCUCCAUGCACCUGACGAAGGAUCUUUUAUAUUCCAAAAUGGGGAGGCUGUGGACCACAGUGAGGAAAGCAAGGAUCAGACCAUCAUGCUCCUGGGCGUGUCCUCACAGAAGAUCUCAGUUCGGCUGAAGAGGACUGUUGCCCACAAGACCACCCAGACAGAAUCGUUCCCGUGGGUUGGCGGCGAGACGCCUGCCGGUCACUUUGUGUUGUCCUCCCCACGGAAGCCUGCGCAGGAUGCCCUUUAUGUGCUCCCCAGUGCCCCGUCCCCAUGCCCCAGCCCAGUGCUGCUCCGAAAGCGGGCGUUCGUCAAGUGGGAGAACAAAGAAUCGCUUAUAAAACCCAAACAGGAGCUUCACCUCAGGCUCCGGACCUACCAAGAACUGGAACAGGAAAUAAAUACCCUGAAAGCAGAUAAUGAUGCCCUGAAGAUCCAACUGAAGUAUGCACAGAAGAAAAUAGAAUCCCUUCAGCUUGAGAAAAGCAAUCAUGUCUUAGCACAGAUGGAUCGGGGUGAUUGUUCUUAAUCCAGAAAUUCAAGGAAGAGAAUCUGUGGACAAGUAUCCUGGGAUCUCACUUCAAAAAUUGACUGCAGAGGUUCGGGCAACUUCAGAUGAAGUCUGGAAAGGGGGAAAGCCAGCCUCUGUUGCUGGCGUCACUGUUUCUUACCUAAAAUAUUCUUAAUGUGAGUCAUUGGUUUUCAGUCAGUGGACUCAAUGGGAAGUUCAAGUUUGGUAAAGCUUUGAGCAUUCAUAUUAAAACCCUUUGCUUUCUUUACUGGAACCAAUACCAAACCGUGUGCUAAAAUAAGACCAUAGUUUCCUCAUAGUGUCUCAGGCAGCCUGCUUUACUGAUUCGUAGAAGAAAAGUCCCUGAAGAACCAAUGUGCUGCCUUCCCCAGGGUUUCUGCAAACUUCUACCCAAGUCUGCUCAUCAUGGAAACAAUACCCUGAAAGUGGUGACUUGGACAUGCCUGCAUUGUUUGUGACACUGAUCCCUACCUCACUACCUCAGAUCUGAUCAAGAGCCUCCCUCCCUGUCCUUCCUCACUUGCCCCACCCCAACCCCCACUUCCUCCCUUGCUGGUAGGCACAUCAGCUUAUCUACCUAGAAGUGAACUCUUAGACAUGUAGCCUGGUUUUAAAUCCAGGGCUUUUUAAUUGAACUUGACAUUAUCCAAUUGCAGGUCAACUCAUAGCCCUAGGUCUUAGUGAUCAUGAAAUACAAACUAAAACUCACCAUCCGCAAACAGCAAUUAC